AAAAAGAAGAGGGGAGGAAAAAAACAAACCCUAAGCAAGGCUGGAAACUUCAGUGACAGGAAGGAAACGGGGUGGUUUAUUUCAGUCUUCAGUUUGCUUCUCAGGGCAAGGCUUUGCCUCUUCCGCGCACCGAUCGCAGCCCCUCCGUGAACAAUGGGGUCGCGAGGCCAUUCCCGGCAGGAAAACGGCUCGUUCUGAUGAAAUCUCCUGGUUGGUGCUGACUCAGCAGGUCCUGGUGAGACAGAACACGGUGCAGAGGGCGCUGGGUUCACCGAGCCGGUGCUGAGCAGCAGCGAACGUGCCGGGAGAGAUGGACACCUUCAGCACCAAGAACUUGGCCCUGCAGGCCCAGAAGAAGCUCUUGAGUAAAAUGGCUACCAAGACCAUCGCCAACGUCUUCAUUGACGACACCAGCAGUGAGAUCUUGGACGAGCUAUACCGAGCCACCAAGGAGUACACCCACAACCGCAAAGAGGCCCAGAAGAUCAUUAAAAACCUCAUCAAGAUCGUCAUGAAGUUGGGCAUGCUCUACCGCAACGGGCAGUUCAAUGCUGAGGAGCUGCUGGUGAUGGAGCGCUUCCGCAAGAAGGUGCAUACCUUGGCCAUGACAGCUGUCAGCUUCCACCAGAUAGACUUCACCUUCGACCGCAGGGUCAUGUCGAGUGUGCUGACGGAGUGCCGGGAUCUGCUGCACCAGGCUGUCAACGGCCACCUGACAGCCAAAUCCCACUCUCGCAUCAACCACGUCUUCAAUCACUUUGCGGACUACGAGUUCCUCUCAGCUCUCUAUGGGCCGUCUGAGCCCUACUGCACCCACCUGAAGAGGAUCUGCGAAGGGGUGAACAAGAUGCUGGAGGAGGACAACAUAUGAAGCUCGCCAAGAUGGGCCAUCGGCAGCAACUGCCGGACCCUGCCUCCUGUGGGACCGAGGACAGGACAUCUGCGUGUUUUGACCCUCACCAGGCUUGAUGUCCUCUUCUCCUCUGUAGCGCUAACUCAUUUUCUCCUCAUUUCUACAAAAGACUGGACCUCUUGACUUUGUCUAACCCUUGCCCAGGGUCUGCAAACCCCCCCUGCACUGGGCUGAGCCCUUUCAAGGUGAUCCUUGUCUUCUGGGCUCCUGCUGUACAGUUUGAUUUCCUUUGCCCACCAAGUGCUCUUAACUCAGAGUCCAAGGACCCCCUCACCUUGAACUCUGUCGUAACCCUCCUGGGGGAAACCAAACCAAAGACUUGGGGUGUGUAAUGCCUCUAAGGUGUCUCUGAGCGGGUGGGCAGGUGCUUGGAUGAACAGCUGGGAGACUCUCUUACCGGAGGGCUGUGGAGCCCUGUGGUUGCCUUUCAGCAGCUCCACAACAUCGUGGGAACAAAUUGUGGGCCAGACUUUUGCUACCCAAGAUAGAAAGCAAGCCAGAAUGGGCUUUGGCCUCUUAAAAGAGAGAAGGAUCCAACUUUGCCCUGGCGAGCAGCUGUUCCUCAGGGCAGGUUGGGAGCUGGAAGGACAUCCAUUCAUCCAAGCCCCAAUCCCCCCCACCAGCCUCCCGCAACAGUACCACUGUGAUGGCUCCGACACCUUCCUCGGUGGUUGUCCAAAGCUCAUCCUAGGAUUUCAUCCUUUUUCUGUGUCCUCGACCGAGUUAUGGGUGUUAUUUUUUUUAGCAAACUGUGUAGCCCUGAUGAGUUAUUUAAAUAAACUCACCUGUCUGGCGUGGGCGCUCCAUGCAGUUGGUAAAAAGGCAGCUUAGGGCAAUAAAACGGGUGCUGGGGGCAGCUGGUUUUGUCUUUUAAAUGGUGGUUGCUCUCUGCAGCCUGGCGUUUCCACUCUGUUCCCAGCGCUGCUGCCGGCCAGGCUGGCUCUGCUCCUUGGCACAGCAGCUCCGGGCUGAGCUGAUGGGAGGAGACGUGGUGCAAAAGCAACAGUGAGGGUCUGGGAUCCCAGGGGGAAAAUCCUGCACCCACCCGCGCUCCUCUGCAUCCCCACGUCGCAUAGCGGGAGCUUUAAGCACAGCCCUGACGGCAGCGAGCAAGCUGCUGAAUUCAAUGCCGGCGUCUUGUAAAAGCAUUGCGCUCCCAGAACAUGGAUGCACCAGCCGUGGCCUGCUUCCAACAGGCUGAUCUCGGCUUUGAACACCAAAAAUUGCCCUUUUAACAUACAAAACGCCGUACAAUCUCAGCUGGCCUUAUCUCCAUGACCUUCUUGUGCCUCGUGUUCCAUGGGAUGUCUCCAGGCACAGGAGGCUGCCAAUGCUUGUGGGCAGAGAGCGGCUCCAUUGGUUGUUCCCUUUCCACCGCUGGCUCGAGGCACUGAUAACUUUCAGCCUUAAAGAUUUGGAAAGAAA
Molecule: messenger RNA, 2338 nt
Organism: Cuculus canorus (common cuckoo)
Lineage: Eukaryota; Metazoa; Chordata; Aves; Cuculiformes; Cuculidae
Gene: TNFAIP8L1
Product: TNF alpha induced protein 8 like 1
Exons: 2
Coding region: 311-871 (186 amino acids)
Biological process (GO): regulation of apoptotic process; negative regulation of TOR signaling
Cellular component (GO): cytoplasm
Source: RefSeq, a predicted model, not a curated record